Molecule: messenger RNA, 5076 nt
Organism: Achroia grisella
Lineage: Eukaryota; Metazoa; Arthropoda; Insecta; Lepidoptera; Pyralidae
Product: tetratricopeptide repeat protein 21B-like
Exons: 13
Coding region: 480-4406 (1308 amino acids)
Biological process (GO): protein localization to cilium; intraciliary retrograde transport
Cellular component (GO): intraciliary transport particle A
Molecular function (GO): protein binding
Source: RefSeq, a predicted model, not a curated record
GUAUUUAUUUAAUGACAUUUGUUGAAUCCAAUUGCGUUUUAAUAAAUUACUUUAUUAUAAUUCUUUCUAUAGGAUAAAAGUAGUUUAUGAAAAAUCUACUGAGAACAAAUUUAUAAAUAAAAAUAAAUCCAUGACUGGAAUGAUCACACGCGCUACGGUUAGAGCUUUCUCGACGGAGGUCCUGAAAGUUGUCAACAAUGUUGCUAAGCAACAGUUUACAGUAUCGGUGCCCGGCGCUGAAGCUGUAGUAGAUUAUGAGAAAAGUGGGAAGCAUAUAACAUUUGUGCACACAGAGGUACCUCAGCAGUUUCAAGGCAAGGGAGUAGGCAAGUUGUUGGCUGAGUAUGCCUUCAGCCAUGCUAUAGACAACAAAUUGGAUGUAACAUGCAAAUGUGACUUUCUUGCCAACUAUUAUCAGAAAAAUCAAGCUAAAUAUAAACAACUUAAUGUUAAAGUUGAUGUAGAAUAAUAGCUUUAUAAUGGAGGUAGCAUGGCAUAGAUGUAAUAUUCAUUAUUAUUUACGAGAAAAAUAUUAUGGAAAAGCUAAAAAAAUUACUGUACAAGCUUCAUUGCGCUACAAUAAUACAACUGAAUUUCAUUUCUAUAAUGGCAUAACAAGUAUCUUAGAAGGUCAAGUACAAAAAGGUAUUAGCGAUCUUACCCCCCUUCAAUCUGACAGAGAUAUCCAAUUAGCUGUUGUUAUAGCCCUUCUAUAUGGUCAUAAACUUGUUAAUACUUUGGAAAGAGAUUCCAUAUAUAAUUUGGAAGCUAAACUUAAGGAAGAAAAAAAGCAAGGCAGUUCUAUGGCAUAUUAUUAUGCAGGUCUCUUCUUGUCUUUAGCUGAGAAAUAUGAAAAAGCUUCUGAAUAUAUUAAUAAGGCACUCAAAAAAGACCCAAACAACUUGGAUGCCAUCAUACUGAAGGGCUGGAAUGAUAUGUAUAUGAGUAUGGAUGACAUGCAAAUGUCAAUUCUGGAUUACUUGGAGUUGGCUCUCAAUAAAAGUGAUAAGAAUAUAGAAGCUUUACUUGGUUUAGCCAAGUUUAAAUAUUUUGCAAAAGACUAUGAUGCUUCUAAUUUAACACUAGACAGAUUAAUUGUAAACAAUCCAGGUCAAGUUGUGCCUCUCAUAGAGAAAUUGAAGAAUGAAUUUGCUAUGCAGAAAUGGGAAACAGUUUAUGAUACAAUGGAGCGAGUUUUCACUUUAGAACCUGACAAUAUUGAGGCACUAAAGAUAAGAAUAUUUCUUGCACUCUGUAAGAAUGCAGAUUACAUUGAGGCUGCUGAUCAAUUGAAUAAAUUUUUUACAACACUAGAAAAUGAUGAAACCCAAAAUGGGUACCAGUUUUAUAAUACUACACAGAUAUUUUCCAAAGUUUGUGCCAGAUCCAGUGCUGUAUUAUCUCAGAUAUAUAGGUUUGUACAGUAUGCCUCAGAAAUGUAUCCAAAAAAUGUUGAUUAUUUAAGUGAAGUUGGAUAUCAAUGUAUACUUCAAGGGAAGUAUAAGGAUUCAGUGAAUUUCUUUAAAGCAGCUAGUAAAAUAGAUAGCAAUUCUAUUACGGCUUUGUGUGGUUUGACUCUUUGUCAGAUGUUUGAGAAUGGCCCUACUGAACAGAUAGCACAACAAGUAGAGUUGCUUUUUGAAAUGCAGGGUAUGAAGAAAUUGCCCAUCUUAUAUCUUUUGUUAGCCCAAUUAAAUACAAAAAACUCACAGAAGGCCACUUCAUAUUUAAAUACUGCAUAUGAGACCAAAAUAUCCUAUGCUGAACGCUACAGCUUUAGUUUGACAUAUAUUAAAGAUCUGGAUCCAGAUUUUCUACUUGAAGUUUACAAAGAAUACAGAAAGCAUUUACCGAAGAAACCUUUUGUUGUAGUAGGUUACUUAUUGUAUGCAGAAGAAAAUACUGAAUGUGUAUCACAUUGUUUUACAUUAUUAAACACUAUUUGCGAAGCUUGUCCAGGCUUGCUAACAGCUUUAUAUGAAUUAGCUAAAUUAAAGUUUUUAUUUGGUUAUCCAAACGAGGCUCAAAAGUUAUCUCAACAAGUCAAUGAUUUAGAUAGCACUCACGCGGGCAGUCAAAUUCUACUUGCACAAAUCUACAUUCAGCAAGAGGCGUAUACCAAAGCUGCUCAAAGCUUAGAAAUUUGCCUCAGUUAUAAUUUUAAAGUACGAGACAGUGCAAUGUAUCAUUUUCUAAAUGGAGUUAUUUUAAAGAAUUCCAAUCAACACCAAGAGGCUCUAUCUAGCUUUACCACUAGCCUGCAAGUCGCAACUGGCAAGAGUGCCUCUAGCCAUGUCACUCGACUGUAUGAAUCAGAUCUUAAUAUUAUAGAUAAAUGUACUUUGUAUUUGCAAAUUAUAGAAUUACAAUCAUCUCUUGGAUUAUUUGCUGAAGCUGGCAAAUUUAUGCAGGAUGCUAUACAGGAAUUCUCAUACACAUCGGAAGAAGGUCGUUUAUCAAUAGCUAAGGCAGAAUUGUCUUUACAAAAUGGCGACGUUGAUAAUGCUAUCGAUGUUUUAAAUGAGAUCAAGCCGGGGCAACCAUACUACUUCCAGGCUCAUAGUAAAAUGGCACAUAUUUACUUGAAAGAGAAGAAAGACCGAGCAAUGUUCACUAAUUGCUUCAAGGAGAUAGUGAGCAAUCAUCCUAUGGCCGAUGCCCAUACUAUGAUGGGUGAUGCAUUUACGUCUAUUAAUGAUCCAUCACAAGCUGCUGAAUCGUAUGAAGCGGCGUUAAAGGGGAAUCCAAGAAAUAUUCCACUAGUACGCAAACUUGGUACGGCUCUAGUAAAGAUGCACGAGUAUGAUAAAGCGUCGCAGCACUAUGAGAACACGAUUAAAUUGUUGAAUGACGACGAGAUCAUGUUUGAAUAUUUGGAACUUCUUGUGAAGCUAAAACAAUAUGACAAGGUGGAUACAAUAAUAUCAUCAGAAGUAAAUAAACAGUAUAACAAAGAGAAGGACGUAAAUACUUUGAAGCGACGCGUUCGGUAUCUCACUAUACAAGCCAAGAGUCGAGAACUCAAGAAUCCAAUUGCGAACAAUACGAGUUUGAUUCUUGCUGAAGCGAGAGACUUGCAAACAGCUGUUGUGAAGCGUGCUGAAAUAGAAGCAAGGGCUGAUUUGCAAGAAGAGAAGCAAAUACUGUCCAGAGUCCUAAGUUCUUUGGCUAAAGUGAAAUCUGUUAAAGAGCCGGGCACAGCAGUCAGUUUGUACGUCGAAGCACUAAUUUAUACACCGAGUGAUCCUGACACUUUGUUGUCCUUGGCCAAAUUGUACGCACAGAUGAAUAAUCCCAAUAAAUGUGAACAAACUUGCGCUGUAUUGCUGAAUUCUGACCCUAACAACGAAUCAGCCGCUGUUAUGAUGGCUGACCUCGCAUUUCGUAAGGUGGACCUUGAAAGCGCUCAACGGCAUCUGAAUCAAAUACUAUCAGUAAAACCGACAAGUUGGGAGGCGCUGGCGCAGCUCAUAGAGGUGCAGUGGCGCCGCGGGAAACUGGCUGAUGCAGAGCAGGCGUUGGAAGUUGCUCAUCAGGCCAUGGAUGGUGACGAUGAUCCAGGGUACUAUUUCUGCGCGGGGCUGUGUUCAAUGUAUGCCGGUCGUGCUAAUGCGGCGCUCCGGCAACUGAACCAGGCGAGGCGCGGCCCGCGCUGGGGCCGACCUGCAGCCCUACGUAUGGUUUUACUUUGUCUCUCACAUCACGCGCCUCAAGCGACCUCUGACGUUGCAUUGCCCGGUGACGACUCUGAUACAAGAAUGCUGGCUCUACGUACGGCAGAAAAAUUACUAAUAGAGGUGGAGCCGUAUGAACGAAAACCUCUGCAAGCACUUCUGCAGCUCGCCACCAAACAGAAGUCUCAAGCUGAACGUGUGCUGCAAGAAUUGCUGCCACUAGUGAACGAUGAUCGACAGGAUGACCCCUAUUUAAUACUAGCUAUAGCUAUUGGUUAUAACAUAAUAAAGCAACCUACGCGAGCCAAGAACAUAUUGAAAAGGACUAUAUCGUCGAUACCUUGGACCCCAGAAAAGGCUGACGGAUUAGAAAGAUGCUGGUUAGAGGUGGCUGAUAGUCAAGUCAGUUCAGGAAGAAUGGAGGCCGCCAAAGAGUUAUUAACGAAAAUAUUAAACCACAAUAAUUCGUGUGCCGCAGCCUACCAAUAUUUAGGAUAUUUAGCAGAGAAAGAACAGAACUACAAAGGUGCCGCGCACAACUACGAUAACGCGUGGACGUACUCGGGUCGCGCCGAUUUGGCUCUUGGUUACAAACUGGCCCACGCGUAUCUGAAGCUCAAGAAGUAUCCAGAAUGUAUAGUGGUCUGCCGCUAUAUCCUCAAAGUGCACCCAGAUUAUCCAAAGAUCAGAAAAGAAAUACUAGAGAAAGCCAAAAACAAUUUACGCACAUAAUCUAGUUUUGUAUAUUACUGUAUUUAGGGAGCCUAUAUUCAGUGAUUUAUUUUGUAUUUAUGGUUAUUAUUGGGGAAGAACAUUGCCAUUGUAAAGAAUUGAAAUCAACUGCAAUCGUUUUCUUAACUUCAGAAUUUUAAUACAGGAAAUAUGGAGAAGAUAAUACACGGGCGCAUUUAGAAAGUUAACACAUUGACAGAUUAAGCGUGAUUACAUUAUACUUUCAAAAGUUAUAUUAGGGGGACCAUUUCCAGAAGUCGAUAUGGCCAAUAUGUAGCGGUAUGUAGUAAAUCAGUGUGCAACUGUCUGAUGUCCAGUAGCUAGCACAGAAUUAUACAAUUUUCAUUAAUGUGAUGCCAACUGACAUAUAUAUUGACCGGGUUAUCGAACAAUGAAUAUUCACUUUUAGGACGUUGUAAAUAAAACACAUGUAUGUAAAUAUGAUAAUGUACUAACUAAUAUUGAAGGCAAUAAGUGUUAAUUACACAGUAGGUAAUUCUUUUUUUUCACACAUUAAAAAUUUCAUGUUCAAAAUAGAUUUUUUUUUCAAUCGAUUUGUGACGUUACGAGAUAGCGCUCAUUUUUUGCACAUUGUUUUAAAACUACAACUAUGUUUUAUAACGAUGACAUUGUUUAGUCUUCCUUCUCCUCUUGUUCGAGGAUCGUCUUG